AUGGUAAUGAAUGUACCACGCACGGGUGGGGCGGGGUCGCCUCCAGCUGCGGUGGUCCAAGGGGCUGAUGCUGAUGGAUCCGGCUUGACAGAACAAGGUUAUUCGCCAGGAGAGAGUCCGUCCAUUUUCUUCAUCCGCUUCAGUAGCAGCAGCUCCCCGCCCGUUCGCCGCUCGCGCCACGGAGCGCGUCUCACGGCAGAGGCGCAGGACGAGUCCAGGUUGCCGCGCCCAACAGAAUACGGGAUACGACCGACUCCUGCAGCUGGCUGGGAUGCAGAAGCAGAAACGCAAAUUAUGGUGAAAUAAUGUCGUUUGGAGGAAACAUCGUCUUUCUGGCACUUUGCUAAUACGAGGAACGCAAAGAAUAAAGGAGGAGGUUUUUAUUUGCCGCACAACACCGGAGUUGAUGGAACAGGAAAAGUCAUUUCCAUUGAUCUAAUUAACCUUUACUGAUCAUUCGCGUGUGAACUUUUACCUUGAUGUGAAUCUGGGAAAAUAGUGUGUGUUCUUUGCAAUGCACCACAUUAGAGUGUUUUUCUAACAUCUUCAGCACACUGAAGCAGUGAAGAUGCAGAUGCAGAUGCUGCUGCUUUUAAGAACGAUCUUUUUCAUUGCAGGAUGUCCACAUGUUUUGUUGCACGGAGAAAACCGUAAUGCACACACCAAAGAACCAGUCACUCUUAGGAGCCUUCGUGAUGCCAAACCCAGUGCCACACACCCUGCGAGGCAUCGAGCCGCAGGUACACCUGCCUUUAACAUCAAACAGACUUCAGAAGACAACAGCAACUUGACUUCACAUCUCUGGCUGCUUUUGGAGAGUGGAGGUAAGCGGUAUGGAUACAGACAUCUCUUGUUGAACAGAACACACACAGUCACGGAGAGUGGCACAAACCUGCAUAAGCGCUUACGACGACAUAAAAGGAAAAAGUUGAAUGCUGAGAUGCCUGCUACCAUGGGAACAGUAAGUGGACACAAUAACUUUAAGCCGUAUUCAACAAGCAAGCGAGGAAGAAACCACAGACGCAAAAGAGGCACAAAGGAACACCACAAGAAAGUGUUUAAGAGCUUGAAAAGGGGCCAGAAUAAAAGCGCUGUCCCAUUGACACCAGUCGAAACUUAUUAUAACGCCCUGACAUCCUCUUUAUCGAUGUGGGAACCAAUGCCUAAGCCUCUAGCUCUCACCUCCACAGAUUUCCCAUUCGACCUCACCAGAUAUGCUGAGUUCCACACCAAACAGAUAGACGACCCAUGGGACGCCACGCCAAUGACACCUCCAUACGCCGAGGAUGAGGAGAGCGAAUUCUUCCCCAAUCCUUUCUACCCUGUCACUAGCGAGACGUAUGGGGCGUAUGCAAUCACCAUUUUUGCCGUCCUCAUUUUUGCUGUUGGAAUAAUUGGGAACAUAGCAAUAAUGUGUGUGGUGUGUCAUAACUACUACAUGAGGAGCAUCUCAAAUGCUCUUCUGGCCAACCUGGCCAUUUGGGACUUUGCACUGCUCUUGUUUUGCCUGCCACUCGUGGUGUUUCACGAACUCACUAAGACCUGGCUGUUGGGCCAGUUCACCUGUAAAGUCAUACCCUAUAUUGAGGUGGCGUCUCUCGGCGUGACCACCUUCACCCUCUGUGCGCUCUGCAUUGACCGUUUCCGUGCCGCGACCAACGUCCAGAUGUACUACGAGAUGAUCGAGAACUGCACCUCCACCGCCGCCAAGCUGGCCGUCAUCUGGAUCGGCGCCUUACUCCUCGCCCUCCCCGAGCUCCUGAUCCGCCAGCUGGUGUCUGAAAACGGCGACGGCACGCUAGACGACCCGGCGUCUGAACGCUGCCUGAUUCGCAUCUCCACUUCCCUCCCCGACACGCUGUACGUCCUGGGCCUGACCUACGAAGGUGCUCGUCUCUGGUGGUGCUUCGGUUGCUACUUCUGCCUGCCGACACUCUUCACCAUCGGCAGCUCGGUGGCGACCGCCCGGCGCAUCCGUCGUGCCGAACGCGGCUGCGCCAGAGGCAACAAGAAGCAAAUCCAAUUGGAAAGCCAAAUGAACUGCACCGUGGUCGCACUGGCGAUCGUAUACGGGGCAUGCGUGGUUCCCGAUAAUGUGUGCAACAUGGUUUCGGCGUACAUGGCGGCCGGGGUCCCGCAGAGCACCAUGGCGCUGUUGCAUCUGCUCAGUCAGCUGCUGCUGUUCCUGCGCGCGGCCGUUACGCCGGUGCUGCUGCUGUGCCUCUGCAGACCCUUCGGCCGUGCCUUUCUGGAGUGUUGCUGCUGCUGUUGUGCAGACGCGUGUGGGAUCGCAGCCCACUCUUCGGCCACAGCCAGCGACGACAACGAGCACGAGUGCACGACAGAACUGGAGCUGUCGCCGUUCAGCACUAUACGCCGAGAGAUGUCCAACUAUACAGCUACUGGAUCCCACUGCUGAGUGAACGUGUGUGGAUUCCAGUGCCAACUGUACUGUACUGUACAAGCACAUGCUUUUGUCUUACUGUGUAAAUACUUUGACCACAACCGGUAUGUUGCUCUUAAAGAAGGUAAGGUAGACUGAAAAUUAUGUAAGUACUUUUUUUGUAUAAUUGUCCUUAAUAUAUAUAAUUAUAUAUAUAUAUAUAUAUACACACUGAACUAGUGACUGCUUUAAUUCUGCAGUUUUUUUGCACUGCCAAACACUUUAGCUUUCUCUCCAAUCUGUUUUCGCACUUUCAUCACGUCUACACUGGAGGCGAUCGACAUCGAGUCACCCCGCUUCAAACUGAGUCUGUCUACACUGGAAGCGUUGAUCAAAUUAAGAUGCUCACUAACCACAGACCAGUCGCGUGUAGG
Messenger RNA from Sinocyclocheilus anshuiensis, 2817 nucleotides. Its product is annotated as prosaposin receptor GPR37-like. Gene Ontology annotation, biological process: adenylate cyclase-inhibiting G protein-coupled receptor signaling pathway; positive regulation of MAPK cascade. Gene Ontology annotation, molecular function: prosaposin receptor activity; G protein-coupled peptide receptor activity. The coding region runs from base 569 to 2419 and encodes 616 amino acids. Gene Ontology annotation, cellular component: plasma membrane; signaling receptor complex. NCBI's taxonomy places the organism in Eukaryota, Metazoa, Chordata, Actinopteri, Cypriniformes, Cyprinidae. The record is from RefSeq and is a predicted model, not a curated record. The transcript is spliced from 2 exons.